GUUCCGCCGGAGAGAGGAGAGAGCUGGCCGAGGGAAAAGUAUGCGAGCUCUGGCUUCUGUACUUGGCCAAAGCGCAGACCGCGCCUAAAAAAUCGUGUCAAAAAUCACUGCUCUCGCUUCCCUGGACCUUAGACGGUGACCGCCGUCCGGGACAGUUCGCAGAGGUCAGGGAAGGACUGAAACACGGGGCCUGAACCGGGAUCCGUCCCUGAUGGUGCUUGUCAGAGGGAGCACGUAAGUCAUGCUAGCGGUGAACAGCCGGAUAGGUUCCGGCGCGAGUUCUAGUGAGAAGCCGAAGAAAGUAAAUAGGACUGUGAUUUCUCUCCCCUUGCAAAGGUGGAGGUUUUGGCUGCUCUGUCUAUCAUUACUAGUAAUAACGAAAUGUACAGAAGCACAACAAUAUUCAUACCAAUAUCCGUCUCCAAGCAACCAAAGGCGAGUUGAAGACACAGGGACAAAAUGCGCUGGAUGCGAAAAUGGAGGUUGCAAAUGUAUAGGCGAAAAGGGAUCGAGGGGUGUCCCUGGAGCUCCGGGGCCCCCUGGUGCUCCAGGUCACAGGGGAUUCGAAGGACCAGAAGGAUUGCCGGGGGACAAAGGAGAGAAAGGUGACAUUGGCGUUCCAGGACCAAGAGGACCAAAAGGUGACAGAGGGAAAAUGGGAGUUCCCGGUUUUCCAGGAGCAAACGGCAUUCCUGGAUUAAACGGCCACAUGGGUCCAGUAGGUCCACCUGGACUUGACGGUUGCAACGGAACUGACGGUGUUCGUGGAGCCGAUGGCUAUCCUGGUGAUCCUGGACCUCGCGGCUACCCAGGAUCCCCAGGUCCCAGAGGAGAAAAAGGAGAACCUGCGAUUGGGCCACCUGGAUUAAGAGGACAAAAGGGAGAACAUGGCAGAGAUGGUGCCCCAGGACAACCUGGACCACCUGGGGCUGAUGGAGCACCUGGACCCAAAGGUGAUAGAGGACCUCAAGGUUUUCAGGGACCUAAAGGUGACAGAGGAUUUGACGGCGAUAAAGGAAACAUGGGAGUCGGUUUUCAAGGACUAAAGGGAGAACCUGGAGAUCGUGGAUUGAUUGGACCACCAGGUCCUCCUGGUGCCUGCGACGGAUACUUCCUGGAACAGAAAGGUAUAACCGUAGGACUUCCUGGUCAGCCUGGACGAAAAGGACAAAAGGGUGAAGCGGGGGAUAGAGGGGAAAGAGGCUUUGACGGAAUACCUGGCAAAAUGGGACCACCCGGUGAUAUUGGUAUGACAGGUGAAAAAGGACUUCGGGGAUAUCCAGGACCAAGAGGUAAAGAUGGAUUUCCUGGACCACCCGGACCUCAAGGAUUCAAGGGCGAUCGAGGAGAAGAUGGACUACCUGGCUUAGAUGGAUUGCCUGGCAUGAAAGGUGAUGCUGGAGAAUCGGGCAUACCAGGACCCAGAGGAUUACCGGGACCAGCAGGACCUCCAGGGGGUAUUGAAGGAAGAGCAGGGCCACCUGGUCCACCAGGACCAGCAGGUAUAACAGGUCCACAAGGUUUCCCUGGAACGGAUGGCCUCCCAGGUGAAAUUGGUCCUAGGGGGCCUCCUGGAGUCCCCGGAGGUCCUGGAUUACCAGGGUUACCAGGAAGGGAAGGACCGCCCGGUCUGAAAGGUAGCAAAGGAGAUUCUGGUCUUCCAGGACUAGAAGGGCUCCCUGGUGGCCCUGGUUUACCAGGUGCGCCAGGUCCUAAAGGCGAGCCUGGACCAAGAGGAACGCCUGGUAUAUCUAUUCAGGGACCGAAGGGAAUGGACGGCAGUCCGGGUCUGGACGGAUUAACUGGUCAAAAAGGAGAACUUGGACCUAAAGGAGAGAGAGGUGCACCUGGUGAUACUGUUGAAGGGAUACCUGGCAAUCCCGGUUACCCGGGCCCCAAAGGUGAACGAGGGUAUUCUGGAAUUCCUGGACGCCCAGGCUUAUCAGGAUUACCCGGUCCGAAAGGUGACAAAGGAGGCAGUUGCAUAGCUUGUACAUCUGGAUCAAAAGGUGAAAAGGGUGAACGCGGUCUGGAUGGGCUGCCAGGCUUACAGGGCCUUCGAGGAGAAACGGGGCUUCCAGGUUUACCAGGGGCCAAAGGUGAUGACGGAUUACCAGGACUACCUGGACCAAUCGGUGACGAAGGUCGACCAGGAAUACCAGGACGAGAUGGAGCUAAAGGACAACCUGGUCCACCAGCAGUAGUUCCUUCAGAGCUUCUAGUAGGAGAAAAAGGGGAAAGAGGAUUUACGGGUGCACCAGGACUUCCUGGUCUUCCGGGAAGAGAUGGAUUACCUGGAGCAGCUGGAUUACCGGGACCACCAGGACCACCAGGAUUAAUUGGAGACAAGGGACCACCAGGAUUUCCUGGGGCUGCAGGCAGGCCAGGAAAUCCAGGCUUUCCAGGACCCAUUGGUCCAAAGGGUGAAAGAGGAAUAGGAUUGCCAGGACCUCCAGGAGAAAGGGGCGAGCGUGGAGAUCCGGGACUACCAGGACUAGACGGACAACCAGGCGAACGAGGAGAACCAGGGCAACCACCACCAACAGAUCUGAAGUUACCCCCGGGACCAAGAGGGCCACCUGGCCCACCAGGAUAUCCUGGAGAAAGAGGUGAAUCUGGAUUGCCUGGGCUGCCCGGAAAACCAGGAUUGGACGGCUUUCCUGGUGUGAAAGGAGAAUCUGGAGACAAUGGUUUGCCUGGUCCUCCUGGACCAAGAGGUUUACCCGGUCCGAGAGGUGAAAAAGGUGAAACGGGGCCAAUGGGUUUCCCUGGUGCAGUGGGUCCUGAAGGAGAUGCUGGACUCCCUGGUUUUCCUGGAUUAAAAGGUACGAAAGGUGAACAAGGAUUACCAGGAAUAGGACGGCCUGGUCCCCCUGGCAUUCCAGGACUGCCAGGUGCUAAAGGUGAUCCAGGUUACCCAGGUCCUCCCGGCUUGCAAGGUGAACGUGGAUUGCCGGGAUUUCCAGGAAUCAAAGGCGAAGUGGGCAAUCCUGGUUUGGCUGGAUUCCCAGGAUUAAGAGGAGCAAAGGGUGAACCAGCAAGAGAAGGUCUUCCGGGUCCACCAGGACUACCAGGAGACCGAGGAUUCGACGGCUUAAAAGGUACUCAAGGACAGAAAGGGGAUCCUGGAUUUCCGGGGAUUUCUGGUCUCCCUGGAGAGAAAGGUGAUCCAGGUUUACCAGGGUUGAAUGGAUUGCCAGGGUUUGAUGGACCACCAGGAUCUCCUGGAAUACCAGGACGUGAUGGGUUUGAAGGGCUUCCUGGACUUCCAGGUACGAAAGGAGAAAGAGGAAUUGCCGGUUUCCCAGGAGCUCCCGGACCACCGGGAUUGGAUGGUUUGAAUGGUAUCAUGGGUGAGAAAGGCGAUAGAGGCCUACCUGGAUUAUCAGGACCAAAUGGCUUCCCGGGAACGGCAGGUCUUAAGGGUGAGCCAGGACUACCGGGAUUCCCAGGAGCAAGAGGACCACCUGGAGACGCUGCUGCUAAAGGAGAAAAAGGAGAGCCUGGGUUCCCAGGAUUAGUAGGACCACCAGGAAGUCAAGGCCCGCCAGGUCUUGACGGAUUACCAGGAUUGAAAGGAGACGCGGGUCUUCCUGGAAGAGGUUUACCAGGACUACCAGGUACACCCGGGGAGAGAGGAAUCGAAGGACAACCAGGACCUCCUGGUUUCCCUGGCGCUAAAGGUUCAGACGGGCUACCAGGAUUUAUUGGCAACAAAGGAGAGCCCGGAUUACCAGGUCUUCCCGGAUUUCCCGGUCCACGCGGGCUAGCAGGACAACCAGGUUUUCCCGGAGCAAAAGGAGACCCUGGAUUCCCUGGAAUUCCAGGGCUGAAGGGAGAAUCGGGUGAUUCAGGACUUCCUGGCCUUCCAGGACCUAAAGGAGAUCGUGGAGAUUCAGGACCACCAGGUUUGCCCGGACUUGACGGGUUUCCAGGAGAGAAAGGCGACCGAGGAUAUCCUGGAGCGCCAGGAGAUAGAGCGGAAAGAGGUCAGAAAGGAGAACCCGGCUUACCAGGUCUACCAGGAGCACCCGGACCUAAAGGCAUAAGAGGAAAUGAUGGCCUUUCAGGAAUUCCAGGUUCCAAAGGUGACCGUGGUCUUCCUGGCUUAGAAGGACUUCCAGGACCAGAAGGGCUUAGAGGCGCACCAGGUGAUCCAGGACUUCCCGGAAUUCCAGGAGCACCUGGACGACCUGGUUUCGGCAUCAAAGGAGACCCAGGAGCACCAGGAAGACCCGGAGCUGAUGGAUUCCCUGGUUUACCUGGACUGAAAGGAGACGCUGGUUUCCCUGGUAUGCCAGGAGUACGAGGACCACCAGGAGAUGAAGGCUUACCAGGAAUAGCAGGACCGAAAGGAGAGCGUGGAGAACCAGGUUUCCCGGGACCACCAGGUCGAAGUGGCUUGCCAGGGGUGAAAGGAGAUCCAGGAUUAGCAGGAUUUCCUGGCUUGAAAGGAGAACGUGGAUUGCCUGGACUAGAAGGACCACCAGGUUUGAGAGGACCGCCCGGAGCAUCAGGACGGGAAGGCUUUCCAGGUUUACCCGGAUUACCUGGACUCAAAGGAGACCCAGGAUUUCCCGGACCGCCAGGCUUCCCCGGUGCAAAAGGAGAUGCCGGACUACCAGGACAACCAGGAUUGGAAGGAUUAAGGGGUGAGCCAGGUUCGAAAGGCCAAAAGGGUGAAAAGGGCAUAUUGCCACCGUUGAAUUUGUUGAGAGGACCUAAAGGCGAACCUGGAACACCCGGAAUCCCUGGAGAGCCAGGACCGCCAGGACCAAGGGGAUUGGACGGAUUACCCGGAUUACCUGGUAUUAAGGGUGAACUAGGUCGGCCCGGACAAUCAGGUUUACCAGGAUUGCCAGGACCGAUAGGCAUGAAGGGUGAUCGUGGUGUAUCAGGCCUUCCAGGACCACAAGGGCUACCUGGAGCAAGAGGUCAACCAGGACCAGCUGGACUGCCUGGUAUACCGGGAGGAGAUUACUUGAUGGGUAUCCUAUUAGUCAAACACAGUCAGUCUAGAUUUGUACCACAGUGCCCGCAAGGGAUGCAAAGGCUGUGGGACGGAUACAGUCUCUUGUAUAUUGAAGGAAAUGAAAAGGCACACAAUCAAGAUUUAGGUUUUGCUGGAUCAUGCUUGCGAAGAUUCAGCACAAUGCCUUUCCUCUUCUGUGACUUCAACAGCGUUUGCAACUAUGCAAGCAGAAACGACAAAUCCUAUUGGUUGUCCACGAAUGAACCAAUUCCCAUGAUGCCUGUGGGAGAAUCUGUCAUACAACAGUACAUCAGUAGGUGCGUCGUCUGCGAAGCUCCAGCAAAUGCCAUCGCAGUUCACAGCCAAUCUUUGAAUAUACCAGACUGCCCGCGAGGAUGGAAUAUGUUGUGGAUUGGUUACAGUUUUGCAAUGCAUACUGGCGCAGGUGCUGAAGGCGGCGGCCAGGCUUUGUCUAGUCCUGGAAGUUGUCUUGAAGACUUCCGAGCCACACCGUUCAUUGAAUGUAACGGUGCUCGUGGCACGUGCCAUUAUUUCGCCAACAAGUUUAGCUUCUGGCUCACCACCAUCGAUGCCAACGACCAGUUCUCCAGACCAGUCAGUACCACUCUGAAGGCUGGUGAUCUCAGAUCUCGUAUCAGCCGAUGUGCCGUCUGUAUCAAAAAUACAAAUUAAUUACUUUUUUCUUAAUGCGGGGACUUAGUCAAUUUCAUGAAAAAGAGGCCCGUACCUGACACAGCAAAAAAUAGAUACUGACAUGUAUGCAUUUUUGUUUUUAUUUUGAAGAGAAAUAUUUAUGUGGUCGAAUUAUUGCGCUGAGUCGAUGCUUUCAAAUUGCAAUACCAAAAUGAACUGUUUGUUGUUGAUUUUUUUUUAUUAUUGUAUAUGUGUGCUUGAACAAAAGUUUACAGACACGUGUUCAUGAUAUGUUUAAUGUAAUUUAUUACAACUGAAAAAGAACCAAUUCAAUUUAGAGGUAACAUUUUUUUUUUUUAAGCUUUGAAAAUUAAAAGCUGUCGAACAUUCAGACAGAGAGAGACGAUGCUUCAACUGCCGUGGUAAUAUUUCGUGUACUUAAUCACAAUACUCAAUACUCAAAUGGAAUUUGUUACUCUCAACUCUAACGCGUUUUUUUUUUUUUCUUUGAAUAUUAAUUGUUAACUACAAUUAAAAGCCAACUCACCAGAUUAAAAGCACCGUUAACUUUAAAUUGAAGUUAGUGUUAUAUUUGUUGCUAAGUCAUGUUUCAUUGCUUUAUAACACGUUCUUGUUUAUUAUUCUUUCUGUAAAGUGACAUGUCAAAUAUUUUCCGCGAAGAAUUUCUAUCGCUUUAUUGCAUACAUUACAUUAUGACGUUUAAAAAUGUUUUCUGUCGAAAAUAAUGUAUAGAUUUUCUUCAUGCUUAUUUAUAAAUAUUUCCUGCAAUUUUGGCGCCUAUGUACAGAAGAAUAAUUGUUUGUUUUCUUUUUCUUUUCUUUUUUUUCUUACGGUCCAUCUUUCGACUACUAAUGCCUAUGAACACCGUGAGCAAGCCGCUAGUGCAUUUAUAGCAUUGUUAUGCAUUUAAAACUGAAUAAUAUUUUGUAUAACAUGAUUCAUUGUUUAAACUUCGAAGCAUUUGAUUUUAUUUUACAUUUUUAAACUAUUUGUUAUGAAUGUAAGAAAUUUUAGAUUUAGCUUUCUAAAACACCUAUACGUGCCUUAUAUAAAUUUAGAAAUCGUAUUUAAUUACUGUUAUCGUUCUUAACUUCAAUUGUUAAAAAUACAGAUUUAUUACUCGAUAUUUUUGUAUAUUCAUACAAAUUGUUUUUUUUUUUUUUUUUUUAAUUUUGCUCAAAGCAUACAAUUUUUUUUUUAUUUAAAAUUCCAAAAAAAUUUCUUUUUCAAAAAAUAAAAAAGAAUAUUUAUUCGAAAGUUUGUUUCUUUGAAACAAGAGCAGCUAAAAUCUUGAUAUUAUGUAUUUUUAUAAGCUAACACUGCCAAAAGUUUCUGGGUAUAUAUUGUAUGGUGACGCUAACAGUUAGGUAUAUCACUGCCAUAUCUGAACCUAGUCUCCUUUCGCGAUAUUUCUUUCUCCAGUGUAAAUUAACUGUUUUCUUCACUUGGAUAUACCGCUCAAUGUUAAGCUUCUGUACUUCAUUAAAGAAGAAACUUGUUUCUGA
Messenger RNA from Uloborus diversus, 7152 nucleotides. RefSeq names its product collagen alpha-2(IV) chain-like. The transcript is spliced from 39 exons. The record is from RefSeq and is a predicted model, not a curated record. The coding region runs from base 242 to 5665 and encodes 1807 amino acids. Gene Ontology annotation, molecular function: extracellular matrix structural constituent. Gene Ontology annotation, cellular component: collagen trimer. Lineage: Eukaryota; Metazoa; Arthropoda; Arachnida; Araneae; Uloboridae.